This is a messenger RNA of Astyanax mexicanus (Mexican tetra), 4351 nucleotides long. RefSeq names its product guanylate cyclase 2Cb (gene gucy2cb). Lineage: Eukaryota; Metazoa; Chordata; Actinopteri; Characiformes; Acestrorhamphidae. Bases 324 to 3548 code for a protein of 1074 amino acids. The record is from RefSeq and is a predicted model, not a curated record. Gene Ontology annotation, molecular function: peptide receptor activity; guanylate cyclase activity; ATP binding. Gene Ontology annotation, biological process: cGMP biosynthetic process; receptor guanylyl cyclase signaling pathway; protein phosphorylation. The transcript has 27 exons.
UGGUAGAACAGAUGAGCAGAUAGACAGUGUACAGUUCACCUCAGCUUUAGGCACACUAGUGCUUCCGUCCUUAAUGUUGUUCCAUGGCUGUGGUGUUUAAAAUCUGUAUUCUCAGCUACAGGAUCUUCAACUUUAUUAGUCUGUAACUGUCUUACAUUUCACCUUUAAUUUUUUUAUUUGCCCUGUUUUUGUCAAACAACGCUCAAUGGAGGACGCUGUAACACCCUAACAUGACGUUGGGGGCCUAGCUAGCUUCUAGUGUGAAGUUGGUCAUCUGGGUCAGCUGUGCUUGUCCACUGACUGGGAACAGCUGAUAAUUGAAAAUGCGGUACUGGCUGAUAGUUUUUGCACUGUGGACCUUUCCAGCUGGAUCUCUCCUUAUGACUUCAUCCUGCCUCAAUGGAGAGUACAUGAUGAACGUGGUGUUACUGCAGGACGGCGUCUCACCCUGGAGUAUGGAGUUUGUGCAGCCAUAUGUGGUAGAUGCUAUUGAAGAAGACGCCCAAAUCAACUUAAAUUAUAGUGUGAAUCGCAAUCUCACUGCCAGCUACAAUGGCUUUCAGACCAUGUAUUACCUGCAGAAAGGCUGCACCAGUAGCACCUGUGAGGCUGUAGAGACCCUGAAAAUUCUAAAGGAUUCAAAAAUGGUGGGCUGUGCUCUGCUGGGGCCAACCUGUACUUAUGCAACCUUCCAGCUGGUGGAUCUUGACGUUGGUCUGGAGCUCAAUAUGCCCAUCAUCUCAGCGGGAAGCUUUGGUCUGUCAUGUGACUACAAGACUAACCUGACACGCUUAUUGCCUCCUGCUCGCAAAGUUGCCAGCUUCUUUAUCAACUUCUGGAACUUUACAGACCAUCUGAAGCCAGUUUGGAAAAAUACAUACAUCUACAAGAAAACCGAGAAUACAGAGGAUUGCUUCUGGUACAUGAAUGCACUUGAGUCUGAUUCAGGACCCUUUGCUCACUACGCUGAGAAGCGAGAGAUUCUAAGAACGGAAGAUAAGCUCAGUGCUGCUAUGACAGACAGUCGAAGGACUAGUAACUUGUUCAUUUUAUGUGGCACUCCUGAUGACAUAAUUGAUUUGAAGAAUGGAUCCAUGGACUCUGACCCACGCACUGCUUUUCUUCUGAUCGAUCUGUACAGUGACAGAUACUACACUGAAGCGUCCAAUUCUGCUAUGAGGAAUGUCCUGGUGUUGACCAUGCCCAAUACAAGGAACUACACCGUCAGCACAAACAACACGAUGAACGAUUAUAUUGCAGCAUAUCAUGACGGGGUGCUGCUGUUUGGUCAGAUUAUGAGGGCAAUCUGGAGCAUUCCCGCAUUAGAACUUCAAGACGUAGAAUCCGUCAACAUCAACUACUUUAGAAACGUGUCGUUUAAAGGGAUGGCAGGAGUUUAUGAGUUAGAUGAGCAUGGUGAUAGAGAUGUGGUGUUUUCACUGAUUUACACCAAUGCCAACAAUGAGUACAAAGUUCUUUAUGAGUUCAACACCACGGUUAAUCAAACAGAGCUGGUCGAGAACAACCCCUCCUUUAUCUGGCUCUCCGGGCUCCUUCCUGACGAUCGGCCCAAUAGUGAUCGCAAAGGUCUGUGGAUGCAGGAGAUCAUUGUUAUAGUACUGGGAUCCAUAAUUGUAGCAGUAAUAGCUUCAGUUGCAUUCGGCUUCUACUGGCAGAACAGGUCAUACCGCCAAAAGCAGAGGCAAUGGUCCCACAUCCCUACAGAGCUCAUCACACCUAUAGAGUUUAGUGAGAGGAGCAUGGUGUCUUUAAAGAUUGAUGAAGAUUCACGGAAGGAUAAACGCUACAAAAUCCGCUGUGCACGAUACGAUAAAAAGAUUGUGUUCCUUAAGAAGGUGAAGCACUCGGACGGCUCCUUCAGCGAAAGUCAGAGAAUAGAGCUUAAUGCACUGUUGCAAAUAGAUUAUUACAACCUGAUAAAAUUCUAUGGCACCAUCAAGCUGGAGCAAGAAGUUCUUGGAGUGUUUGAGUAUGGUGAGCGAGGAUCUCUGAGGUACCUACUUGAUGACAGGAUUUCAUACCCAGAGGAAACCUUCAUGGACUGGGAGUACAAAAUCUCUGUCAUGUAUGACAUUGCAAAGGGCAUGUCCUACCUUCACUCGAGCAAAAUUGAAGUCCAUGGUCACCUGAAAUCCACCAACUGUGUGAUUGACAAUCGUAUGGUGGUGAAAAUCACUGGUUUUGGCUUUAAUACCAUUUUCAGCCCAGACAGAGAUCUUUGGACUGCCCCAGAACACCUACGGAAAGAGGGGAUCUCUCAGAAAGGGGAUGUCUAUAGUUUUGCCAUAAUUGCGCAGGAAAUCAUGCUGAGACAGUGCACAUUCUACACCAGAGACUGUUCAGACCAAGCUGAAAAGCUGGGUCAUGUUCAGUAUCCCAGAAUGAUGUCUUAUUUUAGACCUGAUCUGAACUUUGAAACUGCGAGUGAGAAAGAAUUGGAGGUCUUCAUGCUAAUCAGAAACUGUUGGGAUGAGGAUCCUGAGAGAAGACCAGAUUUCAAAAAGAUUGAAAGCACUUUGGGAAAGAUUGUCAGUCUGCAUAACCAGGCCAAUGAGAGCUACAUGGGUAAUCUGAUCCGGCGGCUGCAGAUGUACUCCCGUAACCUGGAGCACCUGGUGGAAGAGCGCACCGCCCUCUACAAGGCAGAGAGAGACAGAGCGGAUAAUCUUAACUUCAUGCUGCUUCCAGGGCCUGUGGUGCGCUCUCUGAAGGAGACGGGCAGGGUUCAGCCUGAGCUGUUUGAAGAGGUCACGAUCUACUUCAGUGACAUUGUGGGCUUCACCACUCUUUGCCACUACAGCACACCUAUGGAGGUGGUGGACAUGCUUAACGACAUUUACAAACACUUCGACAGCAUCCUUGACCAUCAUGAUGUUUACAAGGUCGAGACCAUAGGUGACGCGUACAUGGUGGCCUCUGGUCUCCCGAGGAGAAAUGGGAAUAGACACGCUAUGGACAUUUCCCACAUGGCGCUGGACAUCCUGUCAUUUGUGGGCACGUUUGAGCUACGCCACCUGCCUGGCCUGCCCCUAUGGAUUCGUAUAGGGGUGCACUCAGGCCCGUGUGCUGCAGGUGUGGUGGGGCUUAAGAUGCCCAGGUACUGCCUGUUUGGAGACACAGUGAACACGGCCUCUCGAAUGGAGUCGACAGGAUUACCCCUGCGAAUCCAUGUGAGUCAGUCAACCAUCAACAUUCUCAAGCGUGCCAACUGCAAGUUUGAGUGUGAGAUGCGGGGAGAGACAUAUUUAAAGGGUAAAGGCAAGGAGAUGACAUACUGGUUAACAGGAGUCACAGGGAAAAACUACAACCUGCCAGUACCCCCAACCGCAGAAAACUUUCAGCGACUGCAGCAGGACCUGGCCCAGAUGAUAAAGAUGAGUCUAGAAAAGCGAUUUCCGAGGCUGGAGAGGAGGAAAACUCUUUCAGCACGGCAGAGGAGACUCAGAGGAAACUCCAUGUUGGGUGAUUCAGAGCAGCCAGAGUACCUGCAGCUGGUUACUGUAGAUAAUGUGAGCACUUACCUGUAGCACCUCAGUACACUCUCAGUAACAACCACACCACAGUAAAACACUGCUGCCCACCGUCCAAUUCUGUACGUACUUUAUACCUCCUAUUCCCUAGUUCUAUUCUAUUGAUAUGCUAGUUUUAACUUUGCCUGAGUACUUUGUUUCUGUUUGUUUCUUUGUGCUCUGUUUGAAGUUGGCUGUAACAUUUACUGACAAAAUGAAUGUGCGUUUUAAGAUACAGUUUUCAGUCAUAUAAUGAAUAGGUGUAAUAUAACCCAUAUUUUAUUGUUAUGAUACAUCUCUAUUAAUGCAUGCAAUAAUAUCAGGAUCAGCACUUAGACAAUUGCACUUACAGACAUAUUUAGAUAUUUACUGAUAUUUAAUUUUUAUUUAUUGUACUCUAGACUUUUAGUCCCAAAUUCAACAUUUUAUAUACGUCAAUUUACAAUCACUAUCUUAAUGCAAUUUUUUAAAUUGUGUGGUUAGGUGUCAGUUUUUAUUUAUUUACUAAAUUUAAUGUUAUGUUUUAUAUAUUUCUCAAUUUUGUACUUAACUACUGUAUAUUUUGCCAUAUUGCUCACCCGUACUAUCACAAUUUCUUUCAACAACAAAAACACUUCAUUAAAACUUUUCUUUUAUUUGAAAAAAGAAUUUAUUUGAAUGCUGCGUUUAUCCGCUAGUCACACAACGAUGCAUGGAUUUUCUAGUGUAAAUGUGAUUGUUUUGUAUGCUUAACAAAAUAGUCUUGGAAAAUGCACUGAUCCAAAUUUCUUUGGUCUAUGUACAAUAUUUAUGAACAAUAAAUGUUAAGACUACAAACUUGA